Molecule: messenger RNA, 985 nt
Organism: Amphibalanus amphitrite
Lineage: Eukaryota; Metazoa; Arthropoda; Thecostraca; Balanomorpha; Balanidae
Exons: 3
Coding region: 202-597 (131 amino acids)
Source: RefSeq, a predicted model, not a curated record
CGUUUUGACGACGACAUUCAUGUUGAAACGGAAAUAGAUCCCAAGCUUGAAAUCAGUCGCCUGUUUCUUACGACUCAGGAGAAGGGCUGCAAACCUCGAAAUACCGUAAAAGAUUUCGAAAAGGGAACUGAAGUGUUCGUCGAAAACGACUACUGCUUCGUCCGCUUUUUCAACCACAGCGAAGAAAGCUACGACCAGCAGAUGCGUCUUUUCCAGAUGUUAGACGACAUGCCGCUGCAGCAGUCGGACGAUCCCGCCACCUACGAGGCCGUCCAGCAUCUCCAGUUCACUGAUCAGCUGUACGACCUACUCGGCCGGCCGGUGAGCCUCCAGUGCAACAUGCGCCGUCUGCUCUGGAUAUUCCCCGUCACCCCAGCACGCGCCGAACAGCUUGCCGGCUGUCGCUGCUUUGACACACUCCACGCUCGGAUCAAUGUCUGUCUACAGACCAAGGACGACCUGGCGAGGAGGGUGCACCCCUGGAGUCUGGAGACGACCGAUGCGCCCACGACGGAGCCUACGAACGAAGGAACGGGGAGGUAUCCCCCGGGUUUGGACAGAAUUCUGAUGAAGCCUGCUGACAUGGGGCUGGUGUGAAUUGAGGAUAUGCUACACUCUACAGGAACGGUACUGGCAGCUCCAGUCCCCAGUUCUCCAGCCUUCCCCUUACGGGAGCGACAGACCGAAGCUCGGCGCUUCAGAUGUGAAUGGGAUGUUAGAAUUCCUCCCUGGGAAUUUGUUAGUGUCCUGGUAUCCAACGGCUACCUUGGAAGGCGUUCUGAAGCCAAAAUAUGUCUGCUGGAGAUCGAAGAGGAUAUUCCUUCGACGGAAAUAAAAUCAUCGUGUCAUACAUUAUUUGUAUUAUCACGCUAAGGCAGCCUGAUCGAUACAAAGGAUAGAACGUUUCAGUCCCUAUUUGAAACUGUGCUUUCGUAAUGAAGUUCAAAUUUUGAAGUGGAUAAUACACCAAAAGAGCAAAGAGGCA